This is a messenger RNA of Varanus komodoensis (Komodo dragon), 420 nucleotides long. It is a transcript of the gene ADCYAP1, whose product is annotated as adenylate cyclase activating polypeptide 1. NCBI's taxonomy places the organism in Eukaryota, Metazoa, Chordata, Lepidosauria, Squamata, Varanidae. Gene Ontology annotation, biological process: regulation of protein localization; positive regulation of protein kinase activity; positive regulation of transcription by RNA polymerase II. The transcript is spliced from 3 exons. Gene Ontology annotation, cellular component: neuron projection; perikaryon; extracellular region. Bases 1 to 420 code for a protein of 139 amino acids. Gene Ontology annotation, molecular function: pituitary adenylate cyclase activating polypeptide activity; peptide hormone receptor binding; neuropeptide hormone activity. The record is from RefSeq and is a predicted model, not a curated record.
AUGUGCAGCAACGCGCUUGUAGCUCUGCUGGUUUAUGGGAUAAUCAUGCACUGCAGCGUCUACUGCUCACCUGCGGCUGGACUCCCGUACCCGGCGCUGAGACUGGAAGAUGAAGUGUACGAUGAGGACGGAAACAGCCUCUCGGACUACGCCUUCGACAGCGAGCCCCUCGCGAUCGCCGACCCUUCCUCCAUGCUGGACGACGUUUACACCUUGUACUACCCACCGGAAAAGAGCGGAGCUGGUGGCCUGGAGGAUGACUCGGAACCGCUUUCUAAAAGGCACUCGGAUGGCAUAUUCACAGACAGCUAUAGCCGUUAUCGAAAACAAAUGGCUGUCAAGAAAUACUUGGCAGCAGUCCUGGGGAAAAGGUAUAAACAAAGAGUUAAAAACAAAGGACGGCGAGUAGCUUAUUUGUAG